Messenger RNA from Ilex paraguariensis (yerba mate), 1140 nucleotides. Lineage: Eukaryota; Viridiplantae; Streptophyta; Magnoliopsida; Aquifoliales; Aquifoliaceae. The record is from the annotation of a GenBank genome assembly.
AUGGGUAUAUACCUCAGUUCUCCCAAAACUGAAAAGUUCUCUGAGGAAGGUGAGAAUGGCAGACUUAGAUAUGGGUUAUCAUCAAUGCAAGGGUGGCGUGCAACAAUGGAAGAUGCUCAUGCGGCACAUACUGAUCUGGAUGCUUCCACUUCCUUUUUUGGAGUUUAUGAUGGCCAUGGAGGUAAGGUCGUUGCUAAGUUUUGUUCAAAGUUUCUUCAUCGACAAGUGCUGAAGCAUGAAGCGUAUUCAGCUGGGGAUAUAGGAACUUCAGUUCAAAAAGCCUUUUUCAGAAUGGAUGAGAUGAUGCGUGGACAAAGAGGGUGGAGGGAAUUAGCUGUUUUGGGAGAUAAAAUAAAUAAAUUCACUGGCAUGAUAGAGGGUUUAAUUUGGUCUCCAAGAGCUAGUGAGGGAGCUGACCAAGUUGAUGAUUGGGCUUUUGAGGAGGGGCCUCAUUCUGAUUUUGCUGGACCAACUUCUGGGAGUACAGCUUGUGUAGCCAUUAUCAGAGAUAACCAACUUGUAGUUGCAAAUGCUGGUGAUUCUCGUUGCGUAAUUUCUAGGAAGGGUCAGGCAUACAAUCUCUCUAGAGACCACAAACCUGACCUUGAGCUUGAGAGAGAGAGGAUUUUAAAAGCUGGUGGAUUUAUUCAUGCAGGACGGGUCAAUGGCAGUCUAAAUCUUGCAAGAGCUAUAGGUGACAUGGAGUUCAAGCAGAAUAAGUUUUUACCUGCUGAAAAGCAAAUUGUCACUGCCAGUCCAGAUAUAAAUACGGUAUGUCUUCUUAUUCUUGUGAUUAUUUCAAUAUCACACAAUUGGUUUGUAUUGGUCGAGCUCUGUGAUGAUGAUGAUUUUAUUGUGCUGGCAUGUGAUGGCAUCUGGGAUUGCAUGUCAAGCCAGCAACUGGUGGAUUUUAUACAUGAACAGUUGAAUUCCGAAAGCAAGCUUUCUAUGGUAUGUGAAAGAGUACUUGAUCGAUGUUUAGCACCAUCUACGGCCGGAGGUGAGGGAUGUGACAACAUGACCAUGAUAUUGGUGCAGUUUAAGAAACCCAUUCAGUCAACUGCAGCUGCAGACGAUAAAUCAUCGGCUUCUAAGCAAGCUGACACUGAAUCAAAGCCAACUGACAGUGGAUCUAGCUAA